This is a messenger RNA of Nyctereutes procyonoides (raccoon dog), 1110 nucleotides long. It is a transcript of the gene DMRT1, whose product is annotated as doublesex and mab-3 related transcription factor 1. The transcript has 5 exons. Gene Ontology annotation, cellular component: nucleus. Gene Ontology annotation, biological process: sex differentiation; regulation of transcription by RNA polymerase II. Gene Ontology annotation, molecular function: RNA polymerase II cis-regulatory region sequence-specific DNA binding; DNA-binding transcription factor activity, RNA polymerase II-specific. The coding region runs from base 1 to 1110 and encodes 369 amino acids. The record is from RefSeq and is a predicted model, not a curated record. Lineage: Eukaryota; Metazoa; Chordata; Mammalia; Carnivora; Canidae.
AUGCCCAACGACGACGCAUUCAGCAAGCCCUCCGCACCUUCGGAGGCCCCGCACGCCGCCGCCGGGGCACCGCCGCAGGGCAAGGCCGGGGGCUUUGGCAAAGCGGCCGGGGCGCUGGUCGGGAGCACCGGGGGCAGCGGCGGCGGCUCGGGCUCGGGCUCGGGGGCGUCGGGCAUGGGCUCCGGGAGCAAGAAGUCCCCGCGGCUGCCCAAGUGCGCGCGAUGCAGGAACCACGGCUACGCGUCGCCGCUCAAGGGCCACAAGCGCUUCUGCAUGUGGCGGGACUGCCAGUGCAAGAAGUGCAACCUGAUCGCCGAGCGACAGCGCGUGAUGGCCGCGCAGGUGGCCCUGAGAAGGCAGCAGGCCCAGGAGGAAGAACUGGGGAUCAGCCACCCUAUCCCACUGCCCAGCGCCGCCGAGCUGCUUGUCAAGAGAGAGAGCGGUGGUAGCAACCCGUGCCUGAUGGCCGAGAGCAGCAGCCCCUCGCAGCCCGCGCCAGCCAGCACCCCCACCACUGCGGCAUCAGAGGGACGCAUGGUCAUCCAGGAUAUUCCUGCCGUCACCAGCAGAGGGCACGUGGAGAACACACCUGACCUGGUCUCUGACUCCACCUACUACAGCAGCUUUUACCAGCCUUCUCUGUUUCCUUACUACAACAAUCUGUACAACUACCCGCAGUACUCCAUGGCCUUGGCUGCUGAUUCCUCUUCUGGGGACGUGGGAAGCCCCCUCGGGGGGUCCCCUGUGAAGAACAGCCUUCGGAGCCUCCCAGCACCUUACGUGCCUGGUCAGACAGGAAACCAGUGGCAGAUGAAAAACUCAGAGAACCGCCAUGCAGUGAGUUCCCAGUACCGGAUGCAUUCGUACUACCCACCUCCCUCCUACCUGGGCCAGAGUGUGUCCCAAAUCUUCACUUUCGAGGAUGGCCCCUCUUACUCUGAAGCCAAAGCCAGUGUUUUCUCGCCGCCCAGCAGUCAAGAUUCUGGCUUGGUUUCCCUCUCCAGCAGCUCUCCUAUUAGUACGGAGAGCACAAAGGGAGUGCUCGAAUGUGAGUCUGCCUCGGAGCCCAGCAGCUUCACCGUCACUCCCGUCAUCGAAGAGGACGAGUAA